UAUUAAUAUUGAAACUUAUAGAAACUUAUUGAAACUUAUCUGAACUUAUUGGACUUUAUUGAAACUUAUCUGAACUUAUCUGAACUUAUUGGACCUGAAACUUUUUUUUUUUUUUAAGGUGUACAUAACGCACCCUACCCUGUCCAUUAACCAGGUUUAUUCUAAACCACUCAAACACCUAUGUCAAACUAAGAAAAAAGACAGUAGGAAAAUAAGUUCAAUUACUGUGUAUCAUAGAUUCAUAGGGAUGAAUGAUGAUAGUAACAAUAGUUGAUGGUGUGACAAACUCAAAUGAGGUUAGUAACCAUGUAUACCCAGUUACUGAUACUUCACAGACAACAAGGUUAACCACAAUGCAUAUACCGGAGUAUUGAUGAGUUUAUCGACCAGGCGACUGAUUUAGAUAGGUUACCAAUAAUUGAUAACAAAUUCCAGAUUUGUAUCAUCUUCCAUAUGGUUAUGGACUAUGAUUUGCUGUAACCUACAUAUAUUAGCUGUCUGGAAUAUUUUGUAUGCAAGACAUUAUCAUGGGAUUAAGUUUGACAAAAUCUCUUGUCCCACAUUUUAUUUUGAUUUUGUAUCAUAAUUAAUUUGAUAAUCUAUCUUGGACUGAAUCAAAUUCCAGAUAAUUUAUUUGUUUAAUUAAUAUCCUGUCCACAGGUUGUCAUUUGUCAACCUAAAAUUAUUAAUUUAUAAUUCAAAUUUAUUUACUUUAGUCCUUAUUGUUUUAGAAGGUAGUGCCUUGGUGCAAUAGGUCAAGUGUCUACUUGCUAUCGGCUAUGUCACAAGUUCCAUCCGAGAGUCUUGUGCACUGGGUACGACCUUUGUUUUUUUCUUUUUGAACUUUUAACAAAUUGUUUUAUCAACUAUUUUCCUAAGAAAUCCCCUGAAACUUCUUCAAAUUAACCACAAUUCUGCAACAAAUGAAAAUAUUAGAGCUUGGAAAUUUUUAUGCUGGAGGAUGUUAAAAUUGGUUUUUCCACAUUAUCUUCAGAUUAAGACUCUUUUUUUGUCGGGCACGUAGUAAUUAACAAAAUUAUAGUUUGUGAGAGUGAAUUAUAUGCAUAUGUUUCCAUCUUUGAUCGAGAUUUGUUCACAAAUCAUCUCAAUUUUGUAGCUAAAUUUUGUUUUAACAUAAUUGUUUGAGCACACUAGUUAUUCUAGCCUAGCUGCAUUGCAUGGUAAAUGUCGAAAAAUAUUGAUAAUUUCUAGUAUCAUAAAUGUGUAGAUAUGGGAAUUAGGCUCCCAUCUGCAGACCACAAUUCAUAUCUUAGCAGUAGGCUUGAAGGAGAGUUUUAUUUCGCGAGAUCAGAUUCAGGGAACUGAUUAAUGGAUCGAGAAUUCGAGCAGCAGAACAAGGGAGCUAUCAGGACAACAAUAUUGAUGCAGAAUUGUACUUUCAAACAUCAGAAAAGUAAUGGUAUCGUGUCUCAUUCCUCAUACUGCUUGGCUCUGAUUCUGGUGAAGGAGCUACAUAGGCUGUAUAGUAUACAAAGAAGGCAAAUGAACGAGCUAAAACAAGAAACCAAACAACCAACCGCAGAUUAUCAAAAUUUCUUAGAAAAUUAUUCACCUUCUGCAAGCAAAGGUGGGAGUUGCUCAACUGAUACUGCUGCUUGCAGAUCAUCAGUAGCAAACUAUUUCAACCUCGAAAAGCAUAUACGCCGGGAGGACAACUGCUCCAGCCCUGUGGGAUUCGGUAAGUUAAGCAUCAACGGUGGUGAUGGUGAUGGUGAUGGUGAUGGUGAUGGUGAUGGCGAUGAUGAAAGUAGUAAGGUGGUGGAUUUGACAUUAAGCAUUGGUUUUGGAGGAAAUAGCAGUAGCAAAAAGUUUUCUACAACAUAAUAAGGAUUUCAUUCCUGUACAAAGCCAAGCACCUGAAUUAUUUUUUUCUUCAUGUUUACAAUUUACACUUUCAGCUUAGGAUUUCAUUUGUUGAAUUGAAUUAACGUUUAAGUGAGGCAAAUAGGAACUAAUAUUGUUUUAUGUAUAUAUAUAUAUUUUUUUU
Messenger RNA from Spinacia oleracea (spinach), 2008 nucleotides. RefSeq lists its product as uncharacterized. Bases 1330 to 1845 code for a protein of 171 amino acids. The transcript has 3 exons. Lineage: Eukaryota; Viridiplantae; Streptophyta; Magnoliopsida; Caryophyllales; Amaranthaceae. The record is from RefSeq and is a predicted model, not a curated record.